Molecule: messenger RNA, 827 nt
Organism: Radiomyces spectabilis
Lineage: Eukaryota; Fungi; Mucoromycota; Mucoromycetes; Mucorales; Radiomycetaceae
Product: GAF domain-like protein
Exons: 4
Coding region: 88-615 (175 amino acids)
Cellular component (GO): cytosol
Molecular function (GO): protein binding; L-methionine (R)-S-oxide reductase activity
Source: RefSeq, a predicted model, not a curated record
CAACUUAACCCCCCUUCUCAACCCGUUCUCCCCUUGUUCAGCCGCCAACCUUUCAAUUUUCAACCAAACCGGACCUGUAGUUGAACCAUGAAGGAUAUUCCGAGAAUUACCAGUUCCACAGCCGCCAAAAGCGAAUUCUAUCCUGAAUUGCUUGAGCAAAUCAAAGCCAUUACAGAAGAUCAAUCUUACUGGGUUACCAAUCUUUCCAAUGCUGCGGCCAUCAUUUAUCAUGAACUUCGUGGGUUGGCGUUUUUCCAAGCCAAACCCAUUAACUGGGCGGGCUUUUAUCUGGUAGAUCCUAACGAUGAUCAAAAAUUAAUUUUGGGUCCCUUCCAAGGCAAAGUGGCCUGCACUGAGAUUCCAUUUAGCAAGGGUGUAUGUGGUGCUGCAGCGACCACUCGAACCACCCAGGUGAUCAAGGAUGUACAUCAGUUCCCAGGUCAUAUCGCUUGCGAUUCAGCCUCCAACUCGGAAAUCGUGGUUCCAUUGGUGAAAGAUGGCCGAUUAUUGGGUGUGCUUGAUAUUGAUUGUGAAGAGACGGAAGGUUUUGAUGAAUGUGAUCAAGCAGGAUUAGAAGCUGUUGCCAAGGUGAUUAUAGAUAAUUGUGCAUGGUAGAUCCAAUACGGGUAAUAGUGUAAGGAUCUUUUUAUUUCCUUUUUUUGGUCUUGCUCUUCUUUGGCUUUGUUUUUCAUGCAGGGUUCACAUAAGAUGGCGGCAUGCUGCAUGCAGUUUUGGAAAAUCGAUACCUAAAGAAAAAAAAUAAAAUGACUAGAAAAGAAAAAAAAAAAACAUCCCCUAAGCUGUCUUUCUAGUCUCCUAUAUAUUAG